Molecule: messenger RNA, 1026 nt
Organism: Medicago truncatula (barrel medic)
Lineage: Eukaryota; Viridiplantae; Streptophyta; Magnoliopsida; Fabales; Fabaceae
Exons: 3
Coding region: 64-624 (186 amino acids)
Molecular function (GO): ureidoglycolate hydrolase activity
Source: RefSeq, a predicted model, not a curated record
GUACGUGGCAGAAAGAGAUUUUUGUUUUGUUGAAGCUCCACCACGUACGUAAUCUGAUCGGGAAUGGAGAGUGUGAAGGUGGUGAAGGUGAAGGCAAUCGAAGCAACUCCGGCGACGUUCAAAGACUACGGUCAGGUCAUUGAGGCUUCAUCGGACGGUGAGGGGUUUGGUCCAAACGAUGCUCAACUUGACCUUAGCAAAGGAGGAAUUCCCAGGUUCUACAUUAUGCAUCUUGAAAAUCGUCCACUUGAGUUUUCUAAUAUCACACAUCAUGCAAGUGUGACUCAGUGCCUUGGGUCCAUUGGUGGUAAUGUUUGGUAUCUUGGAGUGGCUAAGCCAUCCAUUGUUGAUUCAAAUGAAAUCAAGGAUGACUUGGGUAAGACAGUCGUGAAGUCGCGCAGCGGUCAUUUUUAUGUGCCUCCUGCCAUUGAGGAUGUCCAGGUCUUCAAGGUUUCAGGGUCUAAAUUUCUGAAGCUUAAUCGUGGGACAUGGCAUGCUGGUCCUCUAUUUAAGUCUGAUACAAUGGACUUUUACAAUCUAGAACUGAGCAAUACAAAUGUUGUUGAUCAUACCACACACAACUUUAAGAAGGACAAUGGAGUAACUUUUACAAUCAAUGAGUAAUUUGAGCUUUAUGUAGUUUCAAGCAUUUCAAGUGAUUCUGCAUAUUAUAUACAGAAUUGAAACACAGCCCCAAGAUCAAUCGAAAUUAGUUAAACAUGCUUACAAUCUUAUGAAAAAUAAUUAGAUCCAAAUCAUCAAGCGUGUUUCAGUGAAUGCAAUUUGCUGCAUUAUGUACCAAACAAAAGGACUACUGUAGUUACUACAUUAAACUUUACCUUCCUAGCCUGCUGGAUGAACAGCUUUCAUUGUGACAGAAUAAAAUGUGUAUAUAUCAACAAAUCAAUCAACCCCUGUUCUAACUUUAAUAGACUUUUCAUAUGUUGUUGCGAUUGUUUAAAAUUUAGAUGGAAGAAGUUGAGCAUUCGGGUCUGAACAAAAUGGUUAUAUAUUUUACAGGGGCCA